This is a messenger RNA of Chrysoperla carnea, 1875 nucleotides long. Its product is annotated as traB domain-containing protein. NCBI's taxonomy places the organism in Eukaryota, Metazoa, Arthropoda, Insecta, Neuroptera, Chrysopidae. The coding region runs from base 103 to 1221 and encodes 372 amino acids. The transcript is spliced from 7 exons. The record is from RefSeq and is a predicted model, not a curated record.
AAGCAGCCUACCAUAUUGAAAACUUCUUGUAAAGUUGUAAAAUGUACAAUAUUUCAUAAUAACUUUUAAGGUGUUUUAAUUGUUUUUUUAUAAUUUUUUAGUAUGGCUGAAUCUGGACCGUCCACGGUAUCUGGUGAUACAAGUCCUUUAACAUCAGAAAAAAGUAGUGGAAGCGAAAAUUUUGAAGAAUUAGGUGGAGAUGAAUUUGAAUUAUCUACAAAUCCACUUGGAAAUGAUGAUGUUAAAAUCGUAGUAAAUGAACCUGAACCCAAUGAAUCACCAACACAUAUUGAUGAUAAUCUACCAGAGACUGUUACACUAUUAAGGACUCCAGAAGGCGGCAAAGUUUAUUUAAUAGGCACUGCCCACUUUAGUAUUGAAUCACAAAACGAUGUUAGUAAUAUUAUUCAAGCUGUAGAACCCGAUGUGGUUGUGGUUGAAUUAUGUUCUUCAAGACUAAAUAUUUUACAAUUAGAUGAAGAAACUAUCAUGCAAGAAGCAAAAAAUAUUAAUUCGGAAAAGGUCAUAGCAAUGAUUCGGCAAAAUGGAUUAACAAAUGGUAUCAUGUAUUUACUAUUUUUAAAUAUGAGUGCUCAUAUUACGAAAGAAUUGGGUAUUGCUCCUGGUGGUGAAUUCCGUACAGCAUUCAAUGAGGCAAAAAAAAUUAAAAACUGUUCAAUUCAUUUGGGUGAUCGACCAAUUAGCAUCACUCUACAACGAGCAUUAAAAGCGUUGUCCUGGUGGCAAACGAUAAAAUUAGCAUGGCGAUUACUUACAACAAAUGAUUCAAUUAGCAAGGAGGACGUAGAAAAAUGUAAACAAAGAGAUCUCUUAGAGCAACUAAUUAGUGAAAUGGCUGGAGAAUUUCCAGCUUUAGGUGAAGUAUUUGUAAAUGAACGAAAUAUAUACUUAACACAUUCCUUACAGUGCUGUAGUGUCCCUCAAAGAAUUAGCGAUGGUAAUGUUAAAGUGCCAAAAGUUGUUGGUGUUGUAGGGAUUGGUCACGUACCUGGUAUUCUCAAUUUAUGGGGUACACCACAAGAUCAUAAAAUAUCCGAUAUACUAAUUGUACCACCACCAACUUUAGCAUCGAAAGUAAUUAAAUUUUCAAUCCGAUUAGGUUUAAUUACAUUAGUUGGUUAUACAGGAUAUAAAGGUGCAACUUAUACAUUUCGAUUUUCAAAAAAUUUGGUUUUCAAUUUUAUUAAAGCAUAUCAAUGACUAAUCAAUUUUCAAAUUGGUCCUAGUUUAGAACAACUGAAUGCUAUAUGAAAUACAAUACAAAGUGUUUGUUUUCCAUGUUUUUAUAAAUGAAAUUCAAUAUUGUUCCAUAUGUACUGCAUUUCUUAUCAGGGUGAUCCACCAAAAAUCAAACGGAUAAAACACAAAAAAUUUAACUAUUUUCAUAAUUUUUAGAUAAAAGAGUUUAGGGUAAAUAUUUUAGGAUUAAUUAAAUUUUCUAAAAUCAAUUAUUUGCAAAGAGGUAUGCAGUCUAAAGUUCAUGUUUCAAUAUCUCAAAAGCUAGCCAGUUAUCGAAAAACUUUACUCUUGUGAAAUUUUAGGUUCUAAUUUUCUUAUAGAAUGAUAAUCAUCAAAAUCCGAUUGAUCAAGAAAUCGUAGUUAAGCAAAUUUUAUGAUAACUUAGUUGUUUGGGAACUACUACUUGGUGUACCAAAAUUUUAAACGUUUCAUCGCGUAGUUGUUUGUAACUGAACUACGUGACGAUGAUUUAUAUUCCUCUUGAUCGGUAUUAAAUAAUUUCUAUUAUUUCAAAACUCAUACCGAAAAAAAUUUUCAAACAGGCAAUUUUUUUUAUAAACUAUUAUGCUACUUUUUGAAACAAAUGCUAGUAGCUUCCUAUUAAAAAAUAAAUUA